Messenger RNA from Plodia interpunctella (Indianmeal moth), 2079 nucleotides. It is a transcript of the gene peng, whose product is annotated as penguin. Gene Ontology annotation, molecular function: mRNA binding. The transcript has 8 exons. Gene Ontology annotation, cellular component: nucleolus. The record is from RefSeq and is a predicted model, not a curated record. The coding region runs from base 195 to 2060 and encodes 621 amino acids. Gene Ontology annotation, biological process: regulation of translation. NCBI's taxonomy places the organism in Eukaryota, Metazoa, Arthropoda, Insecta, Lepidoptera, Pyralidae.
AACUACAUCGUUGCUUCUUUUUUGAUUGAGAUUUCAUUUCACGUGUUACUAUUUUUUAAAAUUAUUCACGACUCACUAUAUAUUAUAAAUACAUAAUAGUAAGUUAAUUCAAUUCCCUAACUUUAUUUUCUAUUUGAGGGAUAAUUAAUAAGAAAAAAUAUAUUUCAUAACCUCUUAUCUCCAUUAUUGUGAAUAUGCAGAAAGUAAAGAGAAAAUGCUUGGAGACUGAUGUUUCCACGCUUGUAAAGAAGGUGAAGAUAUCAGAAAAUGAAACACCUGAAAAUCUUGGCAAAAAGAAAGAUAAGAGAGUUGAUUUCAAAAAGAAUGGUAUAAAGAAUUUCAAGACUUCGAUUGGCAAAAAAGACGGUAAAACUUUUGGUAAAUUCAACAAGAAUGGUAAGCCUUUUUCAAAGGAUGGAAAAUUUUCGAAGGACCAGACUAAGCCAGGAGAAAAGCCAAAAUGGUCUGAAAUGAAAAAGGAGAAGAAAGAACUUCGACUAGUGAGACGCAAGGCUAAAGCUACAGCUGAGGUCUUUGAGAUAUCACAUAAAGCGAAGCUGCUGGCUGCACAGAUCCAGAGAAAAGUGGUUAAAGCAGACUUCAAAGAAAAGUCCUGCAGGGAAUUACAUGGUCUACUGAAAGGUCAGUACAAAUCAAUAGCACUGACCCACGAUCUAAGUAGAGUCAUCCAAGUACUGCUCAAAUAUGGCCCAGAAGACGUCAAAACUGAAAUUACUGAGGAAUUACUAGAUCUGAUGGUCCAAAUGGUGCAAUCGAAGUACGCUCAACAUGCAGUGAAGAGGAUAUUGAAAUACGGAACUGAUUUUAUCCGUCAUGAAGUAUUGAAGAAGUUCUAUGGACACAUUGUGACACUUUCAGCGCAUACAAUAAGUGCCCCAGUGUUGGAUUACGCAUAUGGUGAAUUUGCUAGCAAGAAAGAAAAGUUGCACAUGCAACAGGAGUUCUAUGGGGAUAUUUAUAAAAAUUCUAAAGAUGAUAAGGUAAAAACUCUGAGUGAUGCAUACAAAGACAGCCCGGAGAUGAAAGCAGCCAUUUUGCAGUCGUGCAAAGCUAAUAUUCAGAGGAUUCUGGAUAAAAACCUACAUGAUGGAGAGUUGCUGCACUCAGUAUUGUACGACUACAUUCAGGAGUGCAGUGUGGAGGACCGAGCUGAACUGAUCACGACACUAAGCCCCCUGAUAGUGCCUUUGAGCAACUCAUUACCAGGAGUCAAUGCCGCCUGUGUGUGCGUGUGGCAGGGUACUAAUAAGGAUAAGAAGACAAUACUGAAGGUAGUGAAGGAGCACGCGGUGAGCCUGAGUAAGCACAAGACUGGCUAUCGGCUUCUGCUGGCUAUCUUCCACUCUGUAGACGACACCGUGCUCGUGAAAAAGGCUAUUGUUUCCACACUCGCUGCCAACCUGAAGGACAUCGUCAAAGACCACUGGGGUGUCAUGACACUCCACUGGCUCGUCAAGCCCAAAGACACCGCGACUUUCCACCCUCACCUCAUCAAGUUCUUGGACGACGGCGCCCGCAGCGGCUCCUCCAAGAAGGACGCCGACAUCCGCACGGCCGAGCUCCGCGACGCCGUCUCGCCCGCGCUCCAGACAGACAUACAGACAGACGCGGAGUUCUGGAUUAGUAACAAGACCACUGCGCUUUUGGCUGUUGCAGUCUUGUCCAUAGAAUCAACAAAAGAAAUGCUUGAUGCGUUAGCUCGAGCCAUCUGCCGAGCAGACUGGAAAGUGACCACGAACAACAAAGAGAUAUUGGCGAUAGAGGACGCAGGGCUCCACAUGUGUGUGAAGAAGAUGGCCGCGAUCCACGCUGAAACGGGGGCUUCGCUUGGGGACGCCAUAGCUGAGCAUUUGGAGGAUGAAGCGCUAUCGGCGUGGCUCCCAACAAACAGAGGAUGCUUUUUCUUACUGAAACUCAUAGAAAGUAACAACGAGAAAACAGCUAACAAACUUAUAGCGAAGAUUAAACCUCACGCGAGCAUUUUGAAAGCAAACACAUCAGAAGGAGCCAAACUACUCGCACAGAAAAUUAAAAAAUAAAAGUCUGUAUUGUUGAAAA